Drosophila novamexicana is the source of this 1518-nucleotide messenger RNA. It is a transcript of the gene lark, whose product is annotated as RNA-binding protein lark. The transcript is spliced from 3 exons. The record is from RefSeq and is a predicted model, not a curated record. Gene Ontology annotation, molecular function: mRNA binding; zinc ion binding. The coding region runs from base 442 to 1494 and encodes 350 amino acids. Gene Ontology annotation, cellular component: cytosol. Lineage: Eukaryota; Metazoa; Arthropoda; Insecta; Diptera; Drosophilidae.
ACAUAUUUACAAUUGAAGCCGUCGUUUUGCCACUGCCACAUAUUACUACCACGGGUUCGCCUUGCCGCCGUCGCUGUCGCCGCCAUCUUGUUAUGUAUAUUGUGUGGAAAUUAUAAUGAUUUUUCACGGGUUGUGCAUGUGUCUGAUUCUAAGUUUAAUGGACGCGUUGUGACCUUUCUUUGUUCCUUAAUUUGUAUCGAAUUGCUUGCACCCUGCCUCAGUACAAAUCAAAAUGAAAAAUUGCAUUGCUUCUUCUUCUUUCACUUUGAGGUCGCGGUCGCCGCCGCCGUUGUCGUCGUUCUCAAGCUGCGCUGCACCUACGUCAAUAACGCGUAAAAAAACAAAAAGAAUACAAAUCGCGUACGCUAACGCUCAAGCUUCCCAAGAAAUUGAAUAAACGCAAGAACCGUGGACGACGCCGCAGCCGAAACCGUCGCCGUGAUGCCCGGAGCCGGCACGUUCAAGUUGUUCAUCGGUAAUCUCGAUGAGAAGACGCAGGCAACCGAAUUGCGUGCACUUUUCGAGAAAUACGGUACUGUAGUCGAAUGCGAUGUGGUCAAGAAUUAUGGCUUUGUGCACAUGGAAACCGAACAGCAGGGUCGCGAUGCCAUACAGAACUUGAACGGUUACGUGCUGAACGAUAACGCCAUCAAGGUGGAGGCCGCCAAAAGCCGACGCGCCCCCAAUACGCCGACAACGAAAAUCUUCGUUGGAAAUCUAACCGACAAAACGCGUGCGCCGGAGGUGCGCGAACUAUUUCAGAAAUACGGCACCGUCGUCGAAUGCGACAUUGUGCGCAACUAUGGGUUCGUGCAUUUGGAUUGUGUCGGUGAUGUCCAGGAUGCUAUCAAGGAGUUGAACGGUCGCGUUGUCGAUGGCCAGCCGCUCAAGGUGCAGGUAUCCACUAGCCGGGUACGCCCCAAGCCGGGCAUGGGCGAUCCGGAGCAGUGUUAUCGUUGCGGCCGUUCCGGUCAUUGGUCGAAAGAAUGUCCGCGUUGGACAGGCACUGGUGGACGUGAGCCACCACCACCGCUGAGCGCCGGCGGCUACAGAGAUCGCAUGUACAGUCGUGAUCCGUAUCCUCCGCCACCGCCGCCGCCGCCAUUCCUGCGUGAUCGCAUAAUGGACGGCUUUAGGGAUUACGAUUACUAUGACCGCCGUUUCGAGGAUUCACGCGAUCUGUAUGAGCGUCGCUAUCAGUCAUCACGCAUGCGUGACUUCCCACCGCCGCCGAUUUCUCGUCGUGAACCAAUGCCUCUGCCCCCCCCGUUGAGCGGCAGUCUGCGUUCCUGCAGUGUCUCCCGUGGCUAUGACACCAUGUUCAGUCGGCGUUCACCACCGCCGCCACGCAGCAGCAACGGCAUGAGUCGUUAUGGGUCACCAACGCCGCAUGGCUAUGAGGACUUCAGUCGUGACUCUUUCGACGAGCGUAUGAUUUCGUCGCGCGGCAUGCGCGGUCCAUCACCGCCAGGUCGCCGCUAUGCGCCCUACUGAGAUGAGUUUUAUUAUAACGGCAGC